Molecule: messenger RNA, 582 nt
Organism: Lathyrus oleraceus (garden pea)
Lineage: Eukaryota; Viridiplantae; Streptophyta; Magnoliopsida; Fabales; Fabaceae
Product: AT-hook motif nuclear-localized protein 29
Exons: 1
Coding region: 1-582 (193 amino acids)
Biological process (GO): vegetative to reproductive phase transition of meristem
Cellular component (GO): nucleus
Molecular function (GO): DNA-binding transcription factor activity; minor groove of adenine-thymine-rich DNA binding
Source: RefSeq, a predicted model, not a curated record
AUGUCUAACCAUGACAAUGAGAGAAACCACAAGCUUCGUCCAUUCACGACACCACAAUUGCAAUUCCAAACACCAGGCACUGAUACCACCACAGAAAACCACCAUCGCACACUAUCCUCCACAAUCGCUCGCCGCCCUCGUGGGCGUCCCCUUGGCUCCAAAAAUAAGCCUAGGAUUCCUGCCAUAGUCACUCAUGACCGUCCUGAUGCACUAACUUCUCAUGUUCUUGAGAUCACAACUGGUUCAGAUGUUUUAAAGAGUCUUUUUAAUUACACUCGUCGUAAUGGGAGGGGUAUUUGCAUCCUCGGGGGAAAUGGAGUGGUGACGUAUAUCAAGCUUCGUCAACCAACAGGUAAAGUUUUAACCAUUAAGGGAAAGUUGCAAAUUCAUUCAAUAUCUGGUACAAUUUUUCCGCCCCCGACAUCAGGAGCUACUGGAGGAUUGACAGUUUACUUAUCAGGACCAAAGGGACGUACGUUUGGGGGAAGUGUGAUGUCCCCUAUGGUGGCGUCGGACUCAAUAACUUUGAUGGUUGUUUCUUUUGCAAACAUUGCACCUGAAAAAAUUUCUUCGAUGGCAUAA